GUGGAAACAAGAAACAACAGAAGAGCAUUGGGAGUGAUUAAUCAGAAUUUAGUGGGUGGUACUCAUCCAUUUCCUUGUGUUGUUAACAAGAGAGGAUUAUCUGAAGCAAAUGGAAUCUGUGACAAGAAUCUUCAAAUUCCAGCUCAUAGACCUAUCACGAGGAAAUUUGCAGCUCAAAUUGCUAGCUCUCAGCAAAAUCGCUCCGAGGAAAACAAGAAAGCUAAAAUAGCAGCAGAAGAAUUCAGUAUAUGGGAGGAUAUCCCUCUGACAGAUGUGGAGGAAAAUGAGGCAGCUAAAGAUCAACCUGUUCCUAUGUCUUUGGAACAAACAGAAACAGUGACUAAUGACAAGAAUCAAAUGGAGGUAGAAAUGGAGGAUAUAUUUGAGGAAACUAUUAUAGAUAUUGAUGGCGACGAUGCAAAGAACCCGCUUGCAGUUGUUGAAUAUGUACAAGAUUUGUUUGCCUCCUAUAGAAAAAUGGAGGGUUGUAGCUGUGUUUCUCCGGAUUAUAUGGCACAACAGUUUGACAUCAAUGAGAAAAUGAGAUCCAUUCUAAUUGACUGGCUCAUUGAGGUACAUCACAAGUUUGAGCUCAGAGAAGAGACUUUGUUUCUGACUGUUAAUUUGAUAGAUAGAUUUUUGGAGAAGCAAGGUGUUGUUAGGAAGAAGUUGCAGCUUGUUGGGUUGGUUGCCAUGCUAUUAGCAUGCAAAUAUGAGGAAGUUUCUGUUCCAUUAGUGGAUGAUUUCGUGUUUAUUUCGGACAAAGCCUAUUCAAGGAAGGAGGUUCUUGAAAUGGAAAGAAUGAUGCUCAACACACUGCAGUUUAACAUGUCAGUUCCAACUGCAUAUGUUUUUAUGAGAAGAUAUCUUAAGGCUGCUCAAUCUGAUAGGAAGCUCGAGCUGCUGUCUUUCUUCUUGGUUGAGCUUUGUCUAGUGGAAUAUGAAAUGCUCAAGUUUCCACCAUCAUUCAUAGCAGCUGCAGCAAUCUAUACAGCUCAGACCACACUCUACGGUGUCCAGCAAUGGAGUAAGACAUGCGAGUGGCAUACUAGUUACUCGGAAGAUCAACUUAUGGAGUGUUCGAGAUCGAUUGUGAGCUAUCACCAGAAGGCAGCAACAGGAAAACUAACAGGAGUACAUAGGAAGUACAGCACAUCUAAAUUUGGUUAUGCAGCAAAGUGUGAGCCUGCCCAUUUUCUUGUGCAGACACAACAACAAUAGGGGAAAGGGGCAUGUACAGUUAUUACUAACUUUAUGUGCAAUUGGAUUCCUAAAGAUUUGAUUUUAGGAAGUUUCAUUGGUAUAACGGGUCGGGGUAAUAGGAAAAAUAACUUAGCAACUGUGGUUGCCCCGGGGAGUUUGAUUAUUUAUCUUAUAUUGUUGUUGCAUUUUACAAUGUUCAAAAUUUGAACAGGCCUUGAUUUCGGUUUCGUUUACAAACAGUAAUAAAAAGUCAAAACUUUUCAUAA
Messenger RNA from Nicotiana tabacum (common tobacco), 1469 nucleotides. The record is from RefSeq and is a predicted model, not a curated record. Lineage: Eukaryota; Viridiplantae; Streptophyta; Magnoliopsida; Solanales; Solanaceae.